AUGCGAGAAUCUCAUUCAUCGAAUGUACAGAGCAAGAUAAUUAAUAUAAAAUAUUUUUUUAUUUUAGGAUCCCUGGACACCGAUGAGUUAUCCCUGGAUCCAUCAGGCAGUCCUUGUCGCAGCCUCACCAGCCCUCAUUCGCAGCAGAAACAAGAAGCACCUGAUGGCCAGAGUCUCUGUGGUAGUCCGACUACGCAGCAUGAAGAGGAAGAAAGCAAUAAUAGUAGUAUUACAAUGUACCCGCAUCACCCUUCGCACCCUGCUCACCCGCGGCCGUAUCGGGGCACGUUUACGACAUCACCCAGCCCUAUGCCUGCACAACCGGGAACGACAACAAGUUCAGGAUUUUCUCCACCAUCAUCAGGCCUGCACUGGACAUUGCCUAGUCCGGACAAAAAUAUGUUUCAACCAAUGUUCCAGCUACUCACGCAGCCGACACAUCCCCAUUCACACCCGUCAGCGCAACAGCCGCAUUACACGACGUCCGCUGCACCGUCGCCUGCAGGAACACACUAUGACGAACGAUCGCACCAGGAACUUUUAGGUUUAGGCACAGGUAUGGAAUGCCAUAAACAACCACCCGCAUACUCAACGUGCGGCAUCGAAGCACAAAAUGACAUGAAUUACCGCCAGCCGCUUUCUGCGAAGUAUCAGUGGCUUGAUAACGCAGCGCAGAUCGAUUAUUGCAGUCCACAAUCCACAACCCCUGUUAGCACCGGUUUAGUAUUAAAGCAAGAGCCAUUUACCAGUGUCGGAGAAACGCACACGCAACAACUCGGCACAGGAACAAAUUAUGCGGUACAACUCGCAGAAUAUAAUCCGUCGACGAGUAAAGGACACGAAAUAUUGUCUCAAGUUUACCAACAAUCGGCGGUACCGCUUAAAUUAGUUCCAGUUAAACCACGGAAAUAUCCAAAUAGACCGAGUAAAACGCCCGUACAUGAAAGACCAUACGCCUGCCCUGUUGAAAAUUGUGAUCGGAGGUUUUCACGAUCAGAUGAAUUGACAAGGCAUAUUCGGAUACACACGGGUCAAAAACCAUUUCAAUGUCGAAUUUGUAUGCGGUCAUUCUCACGAUCGGAUCAUUUGACGACACAUAUUCGAACGCAUACGGGUGAAAAACCAUUUUCAUGUGACAUAUGCGGUCGAAAAUUUGCGCGAUCUGAUGAGAAGAAAAGGCAUGCAAAGGUGCACCUUAAGCAACGGCAGAAAAAAGAGAAUAAACAGUCGCAGAAUCAUCAUGCACAACAAGAAUUACCUGUGUCAUCUGGUGUGAAUGGAGGGAUGAACUCUAUGUGUUCGCCGGCUAUCUGUGAUUCCCCACCCGUGGCUGAACUUUGAGUGACUCGUGAAAAUGUGGUUUCAA
This is a messenger RNA of Ctenocephalides felis (cat flea), 1366 nucleotides long. Its product is annotated as early growth response protein 1-like. The record is from RefSeq and is a predicted model, not a curated record. Bases 1 to 1341 code for a protein of 446 amino acids. NCBI's taxonomy places the organism in Eukaryota, Metazoa, Arthropoda, Insecta, Siphonaptera, Pulicidae. The transcript has a single exon. Gene Ontology annotation, molecular function: RNA polymerase II cis-regulatory region sequence-specific DNA binding; DNA-binding transcription factor activity, RNA polymerase II-specific. Gene Ontology annotation, biological process: regulation of transcription by RNA polymerase II.